AUUGGUUACGUUUCAGGGUUCAUCCCCCCGACUGGUGGCACGGCUAACGUGAAUGGCUAUGACAUUCGAGAGGACAUAGCCAGUGUUAGGAAUAGUCUUGGACUUUGUCCUCAACAUGACAUUCUGUUUGACACUAUGACAGUCCAGGAGCAUCUCUGGUUCUUUGCUAAGCUGAAGGGCUGUCCAUCUAGUGAGGUGACCAGUGCUGUGGAUGAGAUGAUUGAAAGCAUCAAACUUGAAAACAAGAGACAUGUGAGGAGCACCAAGCUCUCCGGUGGCAUGAAACGCAAACUCUCGGUCGGCAUUGCUCUCAUAGCAGGAUCAAAGAUUGUCAUUCUUGAUGAACCAUCGUCAGGGUUGGACCCAGAUGCCCGGCGACAGAUUUGGACAGUUCUUCAAAAACACAGAGCAGGGAGGACAAUACUCCUGACCACCCAUUUCAUGGAUGAAGCUGAUGUCCUGGGCGACAGGAUCGCCAUCAUGGCUGAUGGAGUCGUCAAGUGCUGUGGAAGCUCACUGUUUCUCAAAAACAAAUAUGGGGCUGGGUACCACAUGGUGAUAGUAAAGAAGCCAAACUGUGAUGUGGACACUAUCACAAAGUUAAUUAGGACAUAUGUACCAGCAGCUGAGAUAGAGAGUAAUAUUGCAGCCGAACUCUCCUACAUACUUCAGCAGGAGAGUUCCUACAGGUUCUCUGACAUGUUCAUAGAAAUGGAAACUAACAAGGAUGAUCUUGGUAUUGCAAGCUACGGAGCAUCCGUCACUACCAUGGAGGAAGUGUUUCUAAGGGUAGGACAGAACAACAGCAGCUCUGUAACAGACAGGCUGAGGGGAAAGCCGAAGAUGAUACACCCACAGAAUGGGUUCAGUUUGGAUACCUCUUCAUCCUUCAGGCGGGACAGUCUCGCUCUGGAUUUUAACAUAAAAUACAAUGUACAUGGUAUGCUGACAUUACAGCAGUUUUGGGCCAUGUUUGUGAAGCGAGCUCUCCACACAGUCCGUAAUAAACUGGUAACAGUCAGUCAGCUGGUUGUACCACUAUUCUUCACCCUCAUGGCUCUGAUUGUUAUCAAGACAUUUCCUGGUCCCGAGGACCUCCCACCACUUACGCUCACCACAGACAGAUUUGGGGCCAACACCAUUGUGUACAGAAACAGUCCUGGUAACAUAAGUGAUAACAUCAGUCAAUUCUACAGCAAUCAGUUUGAUCAAAGUUCUACAGAAACUGUGACUCAUGUGAAUGCUCAGCCGGGAUAUAACGCUACAUCUGACAUUAUAGAAUUCCUGGUGGACACAGGAGAAAAAAGCAUUGGCCUGUACAAUCUCCACUAUAUGGUGGCGGCUGAUUUCCAACAGUUAUCUGGGUCAGAUAAGGUCAAGGCUACAGCUUAUUUCAAUGACCAAUCCUAUCAUUCCCCGGUGAUAUCAUUGGCGGCACUUAGCAACGCGAUGAUCCAGUAUGUCACAAACAACUCAGAUUUCUCCAUCACCACGAUUAACCACCCGCUCCCUCGCACCACCGCAGAGAAGAUUAAACAGCAGAUAACUCAGGGUACCACUGGCUUCAUGGUUGCUUUCAAUGUUGUGUUUGGGAUGUCCUUCUUGGCCAGUAGUUUUGUUGUUUUCAUUAUCAAAGAGCGUGCCACCAAGUCCAAACAUAUACAGUUUGUCAGUGGUGUUGGCUCCCUUAACUUCUGGGCAUCAACUUUUUGCUGGGAUAUUAUCAACUACCUCAUGCCAAGCCUGUGCAUCCUAGUUACAUUCUGGGCAUUUGAUAUUGAAGCGUUCAUAUUGGAUGACCACAUAGCUCACAUUCUGCUGCUGUUCCUGCUGUAUGGCUGGGCCAUGUUGCCCUUCAUGUAUCUCUUAUCCUUCCUUUUCUCCCAGCCUGCUACAGGCUACGUCUGGCUUACUAUGUUCAACAUAAUUGCAGGUGUGGCGACACUAUUAGCAGUUGGUAUCCUGUCAAUCCCGGAGCUUAACCUGGAGGAUCUGUCCCAUGCUCUGGAGUGGGUGUUCCUGGUGCUGCUACCCAACUAUUGCCUGGCCCAGGGCCUGUCUGACUACUACGCUAAUCAUGAAUACCUCAACAUCUGUCCUAAUAUCACUGUCUUCUGUCCAAUCUUCCCUAACCCCUGUUGUGGAGCGACAACGGGUAGUUGUGGGCCGAGUGGGUGCAUCUACUACCGGAACAACUACCUGAGCUGGGACCAGGGCGGGAUAGGCCGUAUGUUGGUGUUCAUGUUCAUACAAGGUGUCAUAUAUUUCAACAUAAUCCUGCUUCUAGAAUCAGGGCUCUCCUUGCGCUUCCUCUACCUCCUCGGUCACCGUGACCAGCACACCAACAGAAGUGGAGCUGAAAGUGAGACUACCCCCCUCCUCAUACAACAAGCCACAGGACCCCACACACGGCUGUAUACAGACAACACACUGGUUCAUGAGGACACAGACGUGGCAGCUGAACGAGCCAGACUUGCUAAUACCAACACAGACCAACUUUGUUGGGAGAACUCUCUAGUUAUUAAAGAUCUUACCAAGUACUAUGGGACCAAGCUUGCUGUUGACCGUAUCAGUGUGGGGAUCCCUCAGGGCGAGUGUUUUGGACUUCUUGGUAUUAAUGGGGCAGGAAAAACCACCACCUUCAAAACGUUGACCGGGGAUGAAAUUAUGACUUCAGGGGAAGCCUACCUCCGAGGUUACGACAUCAAGAGCGACAUUACAAAGGUGAGGCAAAACCUUGGGUACUGUCCCCAGUAUGAUGCUCUGAUUGACCAAUUGACCGGAAAGGAGACGCUGUAUAUGUUCGCUCGCCUCAGAGGUGUACAGGAGUCCCUGAUUUCUGGAGUUGUCGACAGUCUCCUGGAUAUGCUCCUACUGAAAGCACACGCUGAUAAGCUUGUUAAUGCAUACAGUGGGGGCAAUAAGAGGAAGCUGAGCACGGCCAUAGCUCUGGUGGGUAACCCACAAGUGAUAUUCCUUGAUGAGCCAACAACAGGGAUGGACCCUGUAGCAAGACGCUACCUGUGGGACACACUGUCAAGUGUGAGGGACUCCGGGAGGACACUAAUACUAACCUCACACAG
Messenger RNA from Mizuhopecten yessoensis (Yesso scallop), 3083 nucleotides. Its product is annotated as ATP-binding cassette sub-family A member 3-like. Gene Ontology annotation, molecular function: lipid carrier activity; ATP hydrolysis activity; ABC-type transporter activity. Gene Ontology annotation, biological process: lipid transport; transmembrane transport. The annotation marks the transcript as partial. The transcript has 10 exons. The record is from RefSeq and is a predicted model, not a curated record. Gene Ontology annotation, cellular component: membrane; intracellular membrane-bounded organelle. NCBI's taxonomy places the organism in Eukaryota, Metazoa, Mollusca, Bivalvia, Pectinida, Pectinidae.